AUGAAUCCUCUCUUAUUUGUCAUCGUUUUUGUCCACCUUUCAUUGACCACUGCUGUCAACUUCACUCAGGUCUUCAAGUGGCCCGAUGGAAUGGACUACGUGUGGCCUUCCGAGGCGAAAAGGAGACAGGCCUUGAAAAAUAGAACUUUCAAACCAGAGAACAUUUAUCCUCUUUUCAUGGCUGUCUACGGAACAAGGAUCUUCCUCAGCCUGUAUAAAUAUAGUGAUAUUCCAGCGAGUCUGGUGUCUUUGCCGACGAGCAGCGCGUCCUCUGCGUCCCCAAAGCUAACUCCAUUCCCUUCGUGGGAGAUGCAUGGAAAGGGUGGCUGCAACAAAAUUGAAGAAGCAAAGGGGCUGCAAGUUGACUCUGUUGGCAGGCUGUGGGUUCUGGACAGCGGUAGCGAGAAUUGCAGUACCAAGCUAUGGACCAUCGACUUGUCCAACAAUCACACUGUACUCGGACAUCGAUUUUCUUUCCGUGAUUAUAUGCACGACUUGGUGCUUGACGAAACGCCCAAUGGAACCUUGGCAUUCAUCUCAAAUUCUGGUUCAGAUCGCAUUGUCGUCCUUAGGACUAAGCCAAGGUACAGGCUGCUAAAGGCUGCAGUCGGUGAGUUGUCAAUUACACCAGCCAGACCAACUACCUCAACCAUGUCCUCUAAGACCGAACCAACACCUGUUAGCUUGUCCAUUUCGACUACAACAAAAUCUUCAACGCCUGCUGAGGAAAGUGCCGCAACCGAGGUGCAGAAGAGCAGCACCCUGAUCGAAAAUUCGAACGAAAAUAGAAUAAUUAUCAUCAGUCUAAUCUGCUCAAACGUGUUUAUUGUUGUCUUGUCGAGUUCAAUCAUUCUUUGGCUUGUCCUGAAGCUGAAGAGAAACAAUUCCCUUCCGCAAAACACCGCUGAGGACCAGGAAAUGUCCGUUUCGAGUGACAACUAUGAUGAAUUCGGCCCCUCGGAAGUGCAGUACGAGGAAGUGACGCAGCCACGCCCCUUUCAUCUGGUCCCUACGAUCAGCCGAUUUGUCUCAGCCCGCGAUCCGAGUGAAAGCAAUACCUGCGUGGCCGAGAACGUUCGUGAAAUUUGGAGAGGUGCCCCGUUCGAGAAUUACGACGUCGGCCCUGCUCAACCGGAACCUUGGUACGAUGAAGUUGCACCGGCACCUUCCAGGCCACCACAUUAUGAAGAUACUUCUUCAGGGUUGAUGCAGUACCUGUAA
This is a messenger RNA of Cloeon dipterum, 1221 nucleotides long. RefSeq lists its product as uncharacterized. NCBI's taxonomy places the organism in Eukaryota, Metazoa, Arthropoda, Insecta, Ephemeroptera, Baetidae. Bases 1 to 1221 code for a protein of 406 amino acids. The transcript has 4 exons. The record is from RefSeq and is a predicted model, not a curated record.